UUUUUUUUUUUUUUUAUCUCCUUCGUCCAUUUUCCAUUCCAAUUCCAGUUUCCGCCUUUUGUGUUUCUCUUCCGAAUGGGUACUGCAAUCCAACUCUGCGUCACUUCAAAUCCUGCUCAAGGUAGAAAAUGCAAGUACGAAGGUCAAUCAGUGAGAGCACUUCCUAUACGUAUAUUGUCAGUGGGGAAGAAGCGAUCACGUGGACUGCAACUCAUGGUUGAUGAGUAUGCUGAUAAGCUCAGGUACUAUUGCAAUGUUGAGGAUGCUCAAAUACGGCCAAAUCCUCGAAAUGCACGUGACCAAAGGGCUCAGGUUGAUGCCGAAGAUGAGGCAGUGAUGAACCUUAUAAGGUCUGAUGAUUGGGUUGUGAUGUUGGAUGAACGUGGGCAAGACAUUGAAUCUGAGCAAAUGGCAGAGUUGGUGGGUGAUGCAGGAAAUACUGGUGCUUCACGAUUAUCCUUCUGUAUUGGUGGGCCCUAUGGUCAUGGAAGAAAAAUGCGGCAACGAGCUAACUUAUCAAUCAAGUUAUCUUCACUGGUCUUGAAUCAUCAAAUAGCAUUACUUGUGCUCAUGGAACAGCUUUACAGGUCGUGGACAAUUUUAAAAGGACAAAAGUAUCAUCAUUAGAUAUCCUUUCUUAUUUUGUUUAUCUAUAUGUCUUUUAUGAUCAGUUGAGCGUCCCUCUGAACCUUCUAUCUCUUGUCUUCUAUUCAACAUUAUUUUCUUCUUUUGAAUUUUGGGGUGAACUGAUGAGUAGUCUUGUGUAUAGUUGAAUUUGAUUAUUUGAGUGUAUAUAUGAAGUGACGUGAAAAAUCUUGAGGUGGUUGUUUUUCUUGUUUAAUUUGUUCCAUUAUUAAUGAGGAAGGAAGGGUGUUUCAUUUA
Glycine soja is the source of this 882-nucleotide messenger RNA. Its product is annotated as putative RNA methyltransferase At5g10620. Lineage: Eukaryota; Viridiplantae; Streptophyta; Magnoliopsida; Fabales; Fabaceae. The coding region runs from base 76 to 627 and encodes 183 amino acids. Gene Ontology annotation, molecular function: methyltransferase activity. Gene Ontology annotation, biological process: rRNA processing. The record is from RefSeq and is a predicted model, not a curated record. The transcript has 7 exons.